Molecule: messenger RNA, 2888 nt
Organism: Diceros bicornis minor
Lineage: Eukaryota; Metazoa; Chordata; Mammalia; Perissodactyla; Rhinocerotidae
Gene: C4H1orf74
Product: chromosome 4 C1orf74 homolog
Exons: 2
Coding region: 728-1537 (269 amino acids)
Source: RefSeq, a predicted model, not a curated record
UAAAAAAAAAAAAAAAAAAAAAAGCUUUGUAGCACCACCCAGAAGCGAGGAUAUUCUGCAAAACACAUCGCUUGUCUUGAGAGAAGUUUCGUUUGGAGAGGAAAGGGCAUGUCUCCAGCCACAGAUCCAACAGUGCUUUUGCCCUGUGUGCCCUGCUCGUGGCUUCCGGGUCAACUGGGACACCAGGCUUAAUAACACACCAGCCUCACCAGGUACCGCCUCCUUUCGCCCCUUCCCGUUCCUGCCCAGACGGGCGGGGCCGGCUUCUGUCUGGCCGGAAAGGGCCGGGCCGCAGGCGUCCACACUUCCGCCACGCGGCGGGGCGGCCUCGCCACUAGUUCUAACGCGAGGCGCGCGAGCGGACUGAGUGACGUCACGGAAGGCGGCGGGGAGGUGGGAUUGUGUUGGGCAUGCGCAAUAGAUCGACUUCGCCGACAGGGAGCCGAGCGGGCUGCAAGGCUGUUACCUACGCGGGCGGGGUUUCCGCUGCUGCCGCGGAGCGCGGGGUGCUAGCCGCCUUCCCAGCAGCGGGCAGGAAACUGGAAGGCGUUUCUGAGUCCGCAAACCUGCAGCGGAAGUGAAGAACGUACGUGUGUGAGAGAGAGACCUCUGCCGCAUUUAACAAAUCACGAUAAUAUGCUCAGGAGAGGAUUCUUCCUCAAUUGUCUGGAGCUCAGAGAUGCGGCCCAGGGGAGGGAGCUGUGGCUAGUUAAGGAGGCCAUGCUUGAUGUUGCUUCCACGUCCCAUGUCAGCACUAAGUCCUCAGCUGCUGGUGGCAGCUGCUCAGCAGACCCUGGGUAUGGGAAAGAGACGGAGCCCACCCCGAGCUGCCUGCCUUCAUCUAGCCGGAGAGGUGCUUGCUGUGGUCCGGGGACUGAAGCCAGCUCUGCUCUAUGAUUGCAACUGUGCAGGGGCAUCAGAGCUCCAGAACUAUCUGGAGGAGCUGCAGGGCCUGGGCUUCCUGACCCAGGGACUUCACAUCCUGGAGAUUGGAGGAAACAGCCUAAUUGUAAGUCUUGAGCAUGUAUGUCAGCACUUGGAGCAGGUGUUGCUUGGUUCCAUAGCCUUUGUGGAUGUUUCCAGCUCCCAGCCUCAUCCUUCUGUCUGCUCCCUGGACCAGCUUCAAGACUUGAAGGCCCUCACGGCUGAGAUUAUCACGCAUUUGCAGGGGCUGCAGAGGGACCUAUCCCUGGCAGUCUCCUGUAGCAGCCUUGGUUCCUCAGACUGGAAUCUCUGUACUGUGUUUGGGAUCCUCCUGGGCUAUCCUGUCCCCUAUACCUUUCAUCUGAACCAGGGAGAUGACAACUGCUUAGCCCUGACCCCACUACGGGUGUUCACUGCCCAGAUCUCGUGGCUGCUUGGUCAACCCCCAGUCUUGCUCUAUUCCUUUAGUGUCCCAGACAGCUUGUUCCCAGCCCUGAGGGACAUUCUAAACACUUGGGAGAAGGACCUCAGAACUCGAUGUAGGACUCAGAAUGACUUUGCUGACCUCAGCAUUUCCUCUGAGAUAGUCACACUGCCGGCUGUGGCCCUCUGACUUGAACUCUUCUCCCAUGUAGAAGGUGCUCACUAAAUGAUCAGCUCUAGGUCAGGGAUGGUAAAUAGGAAUCAUCUCAAGUGUCAAUUCCCAGCGUCUUGAGAACACUAGAGAAGAAUGCUGUAAUCGCUUGGCCACAUCUGCCGUGGGCAUGGGAAUAGGUGGUGGUGGUGGUAGCAUUGGUAGUACAUAUUUGCCAUUUCUAUACUAGGGAGUCUUGACUUAGCUGAGAUGUCUAUUUAUUUUUCACUGGAUGGGAGUUAGAAGGAAGGAGGUUGUGGAGAAGAAGGGUGGUAGAGGACAAGUAGUAUACUCUUAUACGGUAGCAUUGUAAGUAUACCUGCCCUGUGUGGGUAGUGUCUGCCAGAAAGUAGAAGGACUGGGCUUUACUGCGUGUUUAUAUACCUCCAACUGAAUUGGACUAGGGAGAGUGGACCAGUGUGAUGUCAUUCAGAAAUAAACAGAGUUCCAAGGAACAGAGACUGUCAGGUGAGGUUUAUUUGUUUAUUUUACAGUAGAUUAAAAAAAUAAUAGCAAAGUCAGAAAUCUCAGUUGAGUUGGGAAAAUUCACACUUUCAAGUACCCAAACUUUAUGGGUUUUCUAUUGAUUUUCUUGCUUCUGAUUUUCACCCAAGACAGGUGUCACAAGUUAUUUAGAUCAGCUGGCUGUCCUUGUUGACCAGGAGCACUGCCAGUGCUAUAGCAAUCAUCAUCAGCAGCAUGGGGAGCCAUUGGCCACAUUGCCUCUGUGAGGAGGGAGAGGGAGAAAAGAGAAAGAGGCCGUGGUUGGUUGGAGAAGAUAUAGGCAAAAAUAAUCUUCCUUCUUCCCGUUCUAGCCCAGUGGAAAACCUUGGGUUGUGGAGGAGAAAAAGCGUUUUACGUAACUGUCUCUCACUUUGUCACCUCCCUUGGGAUAAAACCACUUUACCAGUGGUCACUGGCCCAGGGAACCACAACGAGCAGGGGGCCAGAUGCUUAAAUACUGAUAUGAAUAAUUAAGGGUAGAAAAUAACUCAGCAAAAUUACAUUAUUCUCUGUUCAUAUUCCUCAGUACUUGUGCUCUCCUCUCUCUGUCCUUGCCACUAUGCUCAUAAUAGGCUAAAAGAACACCAUUUCAUACUUUAGCUAAUAGUCAUUCUUUCCCCUCAGGCUCAAGAGUUCUGUGAAAAUUAGGCUUGGAUGCAUGAGCCAGUGUUUCUUUCCAUGGUUGCUAUACUGUCGGUAUAGUAUAAACCAAGCUGAAUGGGACAGCCUGGCCAGAUGUUGGUUUGGGCUGAUAAAUUUUAUGUGCAAGAUUCGGUUAAAGGAGGAAUUGUCCCACCAUCCUCUAGGGCUACAGGAGGAUAGACCC